This is a messenger RNA of Neoarius graeffei (lesser salmon catfish), 2807 nucleotides long. It is a transcript of the gene bhlhe40, whose product is annotated as basic helix-loop-helix family, member e40. The transcript is spliced from 5 exons. Gene Ontology annotation, cellular component: nucleus. Bases 486 to 1697 code for a protein of 403 amino acids. Gene Ontology annotation, biological process: regulation of neurogenesis; anterior/posterior pattern specification; regulation of transcription by RNA polymerase II. Gene Ontology annotation, molecular function: DNA-binding transcription factor activity, RNA polymerase II-specific; protein dimerization activity; RNA polymerase II cis-regulatory region sequence-specific DNA binding. The record is from RefSeq and is a predicted model, not a curated record. Lineage: Eukaryota; Metazoa; Chordata; Actinopteri; Siluriformes; Ariidae.
UUUUUCUUUAACACGUAGUCUAGUCCACCCACCACACACACACACACACACACACUCAGACUCACUCACUCUCUCAUACACACACACAUUUAACCGACGACCGGAGCUUCUGAACUAUUGCGCCUUGGCUCACCAGUUCACCAGCAACAUCUGUCCUGCGCGCGCCUGUGCGUCUCUGCGCGUUUACGCACGCAUGCACGGUGUGUGAGUGUGUGUGUGUGUGUGUGUGUGUGUGUUGACGGGUUACAGCUCGGAGAAUAAUCUGGAAGCACCGCUGGAAUUUAUUUUGUGGACAAUUUUCUUCUGAGGAUAUUUAUAAGAACAAUUGCAAGAACUUUUUUUUUAACAUCUAUGUAUGUAUGUGUGUGUCUAUAUCUGUAUAUUUAUAUAGGCUACACACACCUAUAUUUAUUAAGAGUAUAAUUUGAGAAAGAAAAAAAAAUAUCUAGAUAUACAGGCUGUAAAGUGUUUUGUUCACUUGGACAAUGGAGCGGAUUCCGAGCGCACAACCUCCUCCAUGUUUGGCUAAACAGAACCCGUUGGACAUGGCUGCCAUUCCGGGUGUGGAUUUCCCAAUGUACGUCUACAAACCCCGGAGAGGUGCAAAGCGAGGCGAGGACAGCAAGGACACAUACAAGCUGCCGCAUCGCCUGAUUGAGAAGAAAAGACGUGACAGAAUAAAUGAAUGCAUCGCCCAGCUGAAGGACCUUCUCCCAGAGCACCUCAAACUCUCUACGCUGGGCCAUUUGGAAAAGGCUGUGGUGCUGGAGCUGACGUUGAAGCACGUGAAAGCUCUCAACAGCCUGCUGGAGCAGCAGCAAGAGCAAAUCAUAUCUCUGCAGAACGGAAUGCAGAUCGGUGAUCACACCAAUGGGAGCUUGGAGAAGAGUGAGGAGAUGUUCCGCUCAGGUUUCCAUUUGUGUGCCAAGGAGGUUCUGCAGUACAUGGCGAGCCAGGAGAACGUGCAGGAUCUGACUCCUACGCACAUCUUUAACCAUCUGCACAAGGUGGCCUCCGAGCUGCCACAGCAGCCGAUCAGCCUGCGGCAGGACACGCCUUCCCCUGUCCACAAAGGCCACGGGAGCCGCGAGAACCCGGUGGUGGUGCCGGCCAGAAUGCCAGAGGGCCACACCAAAAACUGCGUCCCUGUGAUUCAGAGGACUUAUCCACAUAGCAGCGAACAGAGUGGCAGCGAUACAGACACGGACAGUGGCUACGGUGGCGAACUCGACAAAGACAAGCGUGACUCCAAGGGUCAGCGGCCGAGCUACUACAGCAAAGAGGGCACCGAAUUGAAAUACGGAAUUAAGGAGGAGUGGGACGAGCCGCACGCCAAACGGCAAAGGUCGGACUCUUCUGAGGAUGACUCUCUGUUGGGUCACAACGGGUACGCAAACUUCUCUUCCCACCAGCCGCCUCUCUGCAUGCCCUUCUACCUCUUCCCUCCGGUGACGGCGGCCGCUGCUGCCACGUACCUCCCUGUUUUGGAGAAGUGCUGGUACCCAGGGGGGAUCCCCAUGCUGUACCCUGGCAUUGGGGGUUCCACGCUGGGCUUGUCUCCCGAGAAACACCCCUUGUCGCUUGUCUUGUCGCCCAGAGUUGCGUCCCCCACCGGCUCUCAUGCUCAUACAGACUCUCCAGUUCUGCACCAGGCCCUAAAACACGUUCCCCCAUUAAAUCUAGAAACCAAAGACUGAUAACUGCGUGGAGUCCCUUUCACCUCUGACAUCAAUCCUCUGAAUGUGAAGAGCAGAGGAUGCACUGAUGAAGAUCAGAGUCGUACCAGCUCCUGCUCUGCUGCCCCGCCCUUGCCCCCAGUGUUAUUUCAAAAAAUAAAUACAUAAAAAAAUCCCCCAACAACAAAUUCACAAACAUACACCAGCCCAGUGGCCAACUCCCUCCACCACAGCAGUAGACAUGCAUGCUGGGAGAAAGAGUCCAUGUGUAGAUGGGUACACACUGGCCACGUCGAGGGAGUGGAUGGGAGAUGAGGACUAGGGUGUAGCACUUAGAGUCACUGUGAAGAUGAUAAAUGACACAGAGUUGUCUGGUUUCAGGAAGGAUUGCGCCGCGGGGACGUCUGUUCUCUGCUCUCGUGCUGAAUGUUUCAAGAAAGAAACAAACAAAACCUAAAUCCAGAAUGUGAUGUGCAGCCAGCCCCUAACAGACAAACGAUAAGGACUCUGCCCUUUGCACAUAUCUUGUAUGUUCUGAAUGUAAACCAGAAAAAAAAAAAUGUAAUGAGCAAAACCCCUGUAGAUGCUGCUUUUUUUGUUUCGGACAUUUCUUUGUGCUGCCGAGCAAGGCUUCACACUGUCAGGACUCUCUGGCUGCUUUAAAUAAAGACUCUCCUUUAGCCUAGAAUGCUACCAAAUAACAGUCUGCUUUAGUUGACCAGAGCUUUGACGAAACGAGACAACAGCGACAGCGCCUCAUCUCUCCCCAUCGCUAAGUUAAGUCACCGGUUUCCCCACAAACUGAAUCCAUCGAAUGUUCAGAGACACGCAGGUGAUGGUCAGCCCUGACGUGGGUCACUUGUGUAAAUAACCGAGUCACGUAAUCACAGCUGUUUGGGUUUUUUUUUUUUGAAUAGAAAGAUUUUGAGUUUGUAAUUCAUUAUUAUUUGUGCAAAUAGAUGGGGGUACUUGUGAGGUAACUGCAUCGUUUAAUUCAUAUGUUUAUACAACAUUGUCUGUACAUCUCUUUUUUUUUUUUUAAUACAUGACCCAGAGUUGUUGUUGUGUGUGUGUGUGUGUGUGUGUGUGUGUGUGUGUGUGUGUGUGUGUGUGGCGAGGUGGAGAUCCACA